AUGAAUACAAUUAAUAAAUGUGCAAAUAUAUUAGUAGUUGAAGAUGAUCCAUUAAAUAGAAUAAUAGCAUCAAAAUUUUUAAAGAAAUUGGGACAUAAAAUUACAUUGGCAGAAAAUGGAUUACAAGCUGUAAAUGCCGUUGAAAAUAAUAAAUAUGAUAUAAUUUUAAUGGAUGUCAAUAUGCCAAUUAUGGGCGGUAAAGAAGCAACUAAAAUCAUUAGAGAAAUGCAACAAUCAUUAAGAAUUAAAACACCAAUUAUUGGUUUAACAACUGUUGAAAGACAAGAAUGUAUUGAAGCCGGUAUGGAUGAUCAUCUCUUUAAACCAUGUAAAUUUCAACAACUUGAUUCAAAAAUUGAACAAUAUUUAAAUUUAAUUAAAGAACAAGAAAUUGAAUUACAACAACAACAAAUUAAAUUUGAACAAGAAUUACAAUUAUCAAAACAACCAAUUUAUGAAAUUGCUCAACAAACAAUUGAAAUUAAUCAACCAGAAUCAUUUAUUACAUUUGAAACAAAUUGUAAUAAUAAUAAUUCAUAUCUCCCUUCUAUUAAAGAAGAAUUACCUUCUCAACCACAUCUUCAUGAAUCAUAUAUAAAUCAAAGAGAAAGAUACAUUAGUUCACCUGAUCUUUCAAUUUAUUUUAAUAUAUAUAAAAAUAAUUUUAAUAAUAAUAAUAAUAAUAAUAAUAUAAAUAAUAAUUAUAAUAAUAUUAAUUCUGUAAAUAGUCAAUGUAAUAAUAAUAAUUGUAACAAUAAUAAUAAUAAUAUUUAUAAUAAUUAUUAUUAUAAUAAUAAUAAUAAUAAUAAUAAUAAUAAUAAUAAUAAUAAUAAUAAUAAUAAUAAUAAUAAUAAUAAUAAUAAUAAUAAUAAUAAUAAUAAUAUUAAAACCGAAACUGAAAUUAAUUUUGUAGUUAAUUUCAAUGAAUGCUGUAUAAUAGAAGAAAAAUAUGAUGAUGAAGACUUUACUGGUAAUGGUAAUAGUUUUUAUAAUAAUAAUAUUGUAAAUAGUUCGAUAAAAAUUAAUAAUAGUAAUAAUAAUAGUAAUAAUAAUAAUAAUCAAUGUAAAUUCAAUAUUGGUAGAAGAAAGAUUGUUUCAAGAUCAACUUCUCAACCUUCUUUUUAUUCAAAUAAAGAAUAUUCAUUUUAA
Molecule: messenger RNA, 1149 nt
Organism: Dictyostelium discoideum AX4
Lineage: Eukaryota; Evosea; Eumycetozoa; Dictyosteliales; Dictyosteliaceae
Product: response regulator receiver domain-containing protein
Exons: 1
Coding region: 1-1149 (382 amino acids)
Biological process (GO): phosphorelay signal transduction system
Source: RefSeq, a predicted model, not a curated record